Messenger RNA from Parathielavia appendiculata, 600 nucleotides. RefSeq lists its product as uncharacterized. The transcript has 4 exons. NCBI's taxonomy places the organism in Eukaryota, Fungi, Ascomycota, Sordariomycetes, Sordariales, Chaetomiaceae. Gene Ontology annotation, cellular component: nucleus; cytoplasm. Gene Ontology annotation, molecular function: protein serine/threonine kinase activity. The record is from RefSeq and is a predicted model, not a curated record. Gene Ontology annotation, biological process: signal transduction; endocytosis; peptidyl-serine phosphorylation. The coding region runs from base 1 to 600 and encodes 199 amino acids.
AUGGCUCGUGUCUCCAUCGCUCUGCCAAGACAUGGGGAGAAUGGAUGGGGGGUCGGCAGGCAGGGGAACACACUGUACACGAUUGAUUUUGGCCUCGCCAAGGAGUUUUCCGAUGCCGAGCGUCGCAAGAAUGUGGAGGGUCUCCCGCUGGGUGGCACCAGACGGUACGCAAGCAUCAACAACCACAACGGCCGUGAACAGUCUUGGGGGGACGACCUGGAGUCCAUUGGGUAUAUUUUCGGUCUAAAGGUUGGUACAGACGACGAGAAGGAUGCAAGGAUCAAGGAGAUGAAGGAGAGCCUGUCCACCGAGGCGCUCUGCGAUGGCUUUCUCCCUGGAGAAUUUGCCACGUACAUCAACUACAUCCGGGGCCUGGCUUUCGAUGAUAAGCCGGACUACUUGUACCUUCGCCGGCUUUUCUAUCGCCGGUUUCGAGCGGAGGGUUUCACAUAUGACCAUGUCUUCGACUGGACUGAGAAGUUGUUUAAGGAGAUGCAAAGCCAAGCAAAUCCCCCAGUGCCCUCUGACACGGAAGUCACAGAGACGCUAAAGGGAACAAUGUCGAAGAAAGGCCGACGACGGCGAGGUCGGGCAGCUUGA